UCAAGAUCUGUGUUUAUUACAGUAAAACAUUAUACAGGAUUUGGGCCGUCUUUCGACGUAUUAGAACAUUUCAGAAAAGGACCAACAGGCAGUUUGAAUGUUGGAUCCUAACUUGAAACAUAAGGCACGGUGUCAUAAUUACAGACCUGGUGAUGGAUUAUAGCUAAUGUGCUGAACUGGGAAAUAAACUAUCAUACAAAUGCAUGUAGCAGUUAGAUUGGCAGUUUCUAUAUUCUUAAUAUGUAUGGACUGGAUGAGCAACCCAAUAAGCAUGUUCAUCAACUCAAUAAGCAAGCUUUUACUGAUAUUAAGUCUGAAAAUGAGCUCCGCGGUUUCUGUGAACUUAAUGGCCCAAAAUAAUUAGCUGAGGUUGUUGCAGUAUUUAAUCUGAUAACCAAAAGAUGAGAAAUUUUUAUCCUUGGAAGCUGUGAGCUGGUUGAUUUAGAUCUUCUAUUAUUGUGAUAUCAAUAACCAACAUCAAAUAGUUUUUUGAACCUGUGAUGUAAAUUCCUCCAUGACAGAACCAACCUGCACUUGAAAAGGAUCGGUAUAAAAUCCGCCAAGCUUUUGUUGCAGCUCCAGGGAACACUCUUAUUGUUGCUGAUUAUGGUCAGCUGGAGCUCAGGAUCUUGGCACAUCUUGCUGAUUGUAAAAGCAUGUUAGAUGCUUUCAAAGCUGGCGGUGACUUCCAUUCCAGGACAGCCAUGAACAUGUACCAGCAUAUUCGCGAAGCUGUUGAAGAAGAGAGAGUAAUUCUUGAAUGGCAUCCUCAACCUGGUCAAGAGAAACCUCCUGUGCCACUGUUGAAGGAUGCUUUUGGUGCUGAGAGGAGGAAAGCUAAAAUGCUAAAUUUCUCCAUUGCAUACGGAAAAACAGCCCAUGGGCUUGCUCGGGAUUGGAAGGUUUCUGUUAAGGAAGCAAAAGACACACUGAAACUCUGGUAUAGCGAUAGAAAGGAGGUUCUGGCUUGGCAAAUGAAGCAGAAAGAACUAGCACAGGAGAAGUGUGAAGUUUAUACUUUACUUGGGCGAUCACGCCGUUUUCCAAACAUGGCUUAUGCAACUUCUGGCCAAAGGGGUCACAUUGAGCGUGCUGCUAUCAAUGCUCCUGUACAGGGCAGUGCAGCAGAUGUUGCCAUGUGCGCAAUGCUUGAGAUAGACAGGAAUACUCAUCUUAAGGCCGAGACUAAUUCAAGGCCCAUGACUAAUUCAAGGCCCAGGGUGCGGCAGGCCGGCAGCCGACGAAAGGCUCAUAAUCACAAACCUCCCUAACUCCUGCACGGGCCAGAGGUAAAGCGGUGAUAGCACGGCCCGGAAGGAAAACAUGGGCCAGCCGGCCGGCUCGAUCGAUCUUCCGCCCGCUACAUACUGCAGGGCCGGUGCAUUCCCGACGCGAAACGCUCGAAAGCCGUGGCCGUGCCUCGUUGGUUCGGCCUCCCAAAGCCGAAGAUGCCCACGGUCGCCUUCGCGGCAACGAUGCCCACAGUCGCCACACGCAACGCAAAACAUCUGGGAGAAGCGACCCGUACGCACACGUAAACUGCCGAUAAAAUUUGCACGAGCGAGGUCACGAGUCUAGUUAGGUCUUGGAAGGAGAGUUCGGUGCUGCCGGUUCUACCCUAUAGACGAUUCCCUGUAAUUUAAUGGGGUCUGGUUUCCCUUU
Molecule: messenger RNA, 1662 nt
Organism: Setaria italica (foxtail millet)
Lineage: Eukaryota; Viridiplantae; Streptophyta; Magnoliopsida; Poales; Poaceae
Product: DNA polymerase I A, chloroplastic-like
Exons: 5
Coding region: 657-1271 (204 amino acids)
Biological process (GO): DNA-templated DNA replication; double-strand break repair
Molecular function (GO): DNA binding; DNA-directed DNA polymerase activity
Source: RefSeq, a predicted model, not a curated record